UUGUGCUCAACAACACCCUCUGAACCCAGUGCGAGUCGGCGGUCUGGUGGGCUCCCCGGUGCGCAGGAGGCCGAAAUGAGGGUGUGUAACCGCGGGGUGAUGAUGCUUCUGACCACGGCGGGGGCUUUUUGCGCCUUCAGCCUCAUGACCAUCGCCGUGGGCACGGACUACUGGCUGUACUCCCGCGGGGUGUGUCGUUCCAAAAACCAGAACGACAACGAUACCGUUCACAAGAACGAAGAGGUUCUGACCCACUCGGGUCUGUGGAGGACCUGCUGCACCGAAGGGAUUUUCCAAGGCGUUUGCAAAGACAUUGAUCACUUUCCCGAUGAUGCAGACUACGAGCAAGAUGCUGCAGAGUACUUACUAAGGGCAGUACGAGCCUCCAGCCUCUUCCCCAUCCUCAGUGUGGGAUUACUUUUUCUUGGGGGUGUUUGUGUAGCUGCAAGUGAAUUCUACAAGUCACGCUACAAUGUCAUUCUCUGCGCUGGCAUUCUCUUUGUCUCUGCAGGCCUUAGUAACAUCAUCGGCAUCAUUGUGUACAUAUCAGCCAACUCAGGUGACCCCAGCCAAAGUGACCACAAGAAGAGCUAUUCCUACGGCUGGUCCUUUUACUUUGGAGCUCUGUCCUUUGUCCUGGCUGAGAUGGUGGGCGUCCUGGCCGUGCACGUGUUCAUUGAAAAGCACAGACAGCUGCGCACUAAAGGCCGACCGUCUCUCUUAAGACCCCCGAUCUCCCGCAACUCAUCUUACUACCGCAACCGUUACUACCAGAACCGCAGCCGCCGCUACAGUUACAAGAGUAACCACAGCACGGGGGACUCACACACUUAUCAAACACCCCUGAUGCGCAGCCGAGAGCCACACAUCCCAGCUGAAUCCAAAAUCACUACCAUGGCAGGUCUGCCUUCGCCGAUGGACUUGGACUCAGAGUUCAUGCUGUACACCUUAACCUCGCCUCUCAAAGACGGGAAGAUUAACAUGGGUAUGGAUGAUUUAACAUCAGCAGCCACACACAACAACACAGAAGUGUUGCCAGGAAACUGUGCGUCCAGUCGAAGGACGACGCCUGUUUGA
This is a messenger RNA of Menidia menidia (Atlantic silverside), 1077 nucleotides long. The record is from the annotation of a GenBank genome assembly. Lineage: Eukaryota; Metazoa; Chordata; Actinopteri; Atheriniformes; Atherinopsidae.